AGGACUACCAGCCAGUCUCUUCAUCAGCAUAUACCACAACAAAGACUUAGUUGCAUUUUAUUUAGUUAGUAGAGAUUUAGCUUAAAUUCAGUAGAUGGCGGUAAUGCAGCUUGUCAGAUGCCAACCGCCAAUAAAGACCAAGGGAAAGAAGAACUGGAAACGGAAGCGCAUCUUUACUUCCUUGUCAAGGGUUUUGCGUGCGGCAAAGGCGCGCAAAUAGUGGCGGGUGUCAGGCACUGUACCAACCAACUACUUCUUUGUCACGCUCCAACUUUAAACGAACAACAAUACCAAUACGUUUACCGGAGCAAUGGCGUGUAAAAGAGGCGCUCUCAUCGUGCUGGAGGGAGUGGACAAGGCUGGAAAAACGACACAAUGUCAAAAGUUGGUGCAGGCUUUGCAGCAAAGUGGUCGUUCAGCUGAGAUGAUGAGAUUUCCCGAGCGGACUACGACGAUUGGUCAGCUUAUCAGCGCCUAUCUGGAAAAGAAAAGUGAUUUGGAAGAUCACACGGUACACCUAUUGUUUUCUGCAAACCGCUGGGAACUUGUGCCUUUAAUGAAGAAGAAGCUGGAGCAAGGCACCACUCUGGUUAUAGAUAGGUAUGCCUUCUCAGGAGUUGCUUUCACCAGUGCCAAGCCAGGCUUCUGCCUAAACUGGUGCAUGAAUCCUGAUGUGGGACUGCCAAAGCCAGACCUUGUAAUGUUUCUACAGCUUAGCCCCACUGAGGCUGCUCUCAGAGGUCAGUUUGGAACAGAGAGAUAUGAGAAUAGGGGUUUCCAAAGAACAGUCCAUCACAAGUUUGAGCAGUUGAUGAAGGAUUCUUCAGUCAACUGGAAGGUAAUUGAUGCCUCUCAGAAUAUUGAAGAUGUGCACAUAAACAUAAAGAACCAAAGCAUAACUGCCAUCAACACAGCUGAAGAUCAGCCACUUGGAGAGCUAUGGAAGUGAACCCUGGACAAGUUUUUAUAAUACC
Molecule: messenger RNA, 974 nt
Organism: Lampris incognitus (smalleye Pacific opah)
Lineage: Eukaryota; Metazoa; Chordata; Actinopteri; Lampriformes; Lampridae
Gene: dtymk
Product: deoxythymidylate kinase (thymidylate kinase)
Exons: 5
Coding region: 311-949 (212 amino acids)
Biological process (GO): dTTP biosynthetic process; dTDP biosynthetic process; dUDP biosynthetic process
Cellular component (GO): cytosol; nucleus; cytoplasm
Molecular function (GO): ATP binding; dTMP kinase activity
Source: RefSeq, a predicted model, not a curated record